CCCGCCGGGGCGCCGGGCGAAGCCGCGGGUCGCUGUGGAGAGCCUUUCCGAGGACCGGAGCUCCGCAUUUCAGUUCAGUUCCCUAUGUCCUCCCCUGAAAUUGCGUCCCUCUCAUGGGGACAAAUGAAAGUACAAGGCUCUACCAAAACCUAUAAGGAUUGCAAAGUAUGGCCAGGUGGUAGCCGGGAUUGGGAUUGGAGAGAAACAGGAACUGAGCACUCUCCGGGCGUGCAGCCUGCGGACGUGAAGGAGGUGGCCGAGAAGGGCGUGCAGACCCUCGUGAUAGGCCGCGGGAUGAGCGAGGCCUUGAAGGUGCCCCCAUCCACCGUGGAGUACCUCGAGAAGCAAGGCAUCGAUGUACGAGUCCUCCAGACAGAGCGGGCCGUCCAAGAGUAUAAUGCCUUGGCUGCCAGAGGGGUCCGGGUGGGAGGCGUCUUCCAUUCCACCUGCUGACGAGGCCUGACGAGGCCAAUAAACCAUGGAGCACUGACGCCU
Messenger RNA from Perognathus longimembris pacificus (Pacific pocket mouse), 495 nucleotides. It is a transcript of the gene Aamdc, whose product is annotated as adipogenesis associated Mth938 domain containing. The record is from RefSeq and is a predicted model, not a curated record. Gene Ontology annotation, biological process: positive regulation of fat cell differentiation. Gene Ontology annotation, cellular component: cytoplasm. The coding region runs from base 85 to 453 and encodes 122 amino acids. NCBI's taxonomy places the organism in Eukaryota, Metazoa, Chordata, Mammalia, Rodentia, Heteromyidae. The transcript is spliced from 4 exons.